AUGAGUCGAAGAAUGGGUGAAGGUGCAUAUGGUCCUGCUGCUGGGCCAAGCAGGGUUGGAGCUAGAGAGGCGAGUGGGGGAGUGGGGGCAGGGGGGGCAGGGGAGGGACGAGGGGGAGGGGUCGGGGAGCAAGGGGGAGCAAGAUUGGGGAGAGGAAGUGGGCUGGGAGGAGCCGGGGCAGCAGGUUUGGAUGAGAGCAAGAAGAGGAAGCUGGGAGGGGGCAGUGGCAUGGCAGGUGGCAGUGGUGUGCCUGAGAGGGGUGGGACAGGUGGCAGUAGCACACAUGUGAGGGUGAAGGAAGAACCUGGGGAGCAUGUGGGAGCAGUAGUGGGGGUAGAGAGACAUGAUAGGACAGGCAGGGAGCAUGGCGAGAGGAGACACGAGGGACUGGAGCGUGAGCGAUCAGGGCUAGGAGUGGAGCGACGGGGAGCAGGGCAUGCAAAUCGGGGAGAAGAGCGGCCAGAUAGCGGACUAAGAAGAGGCGGGGAAAGACACGAUAAUGCAGGAACUGGCGCAGGAGUGGAGAGGAGGGAUAGCAGGGUAGGGGUCAGUGGCGGCGCGAUGGCGGAGAAUGAGUGGCUAUCGGGUUAUUUGGACGCGAUUCUAGAGCGCGGAGGCGCGCCGAUGGACACUGACAAGAAGGAACGGCUGGAUCUAUCGGAGAUCAAGGGUCAGAGCGGCACAGCCGUCCGAUACUUUGUGAAUGAGAUCAAGGAUUCGAGCGAGGAGGAAUUGCAUCGCACGUGGAUGAAGCCAGUAUUCUUUUAUGCCCCCCAAUCAUCUCCCUUUUACACCAGCCAGUAUCCCAAACCCCCCCACCUCCAAACCUUCCCAAAUUCUCCCCCAACAAUGCCCGAAAUCUAUAACGAUCUCUGCCUUCCAUGGCGCUUCUUGCCUCAGUUGGAGCAGGAAGCUUCGCGGAUAGAGGAGGAGCAGCAGCAGCACGACAAGGAGGAGGCUGAGCUGGACAUAGAGGAGGAAGAGGACACCCCCGACUCCACCCUCCCGGACUCCCUCUCUCUGCUUCAUGAGGACAGAGCCAACACCGAUUCGUAUUCCCCUCACUCUCUCCAAGAACAUGUCCUUCUCAAAUUCCUUUUCCUCCGGGACCUUCUGCCGCCCGUGCAGUUGGAGCAGGAAGCGUCGCGGAUCAAGGAGCAGCAGCAGCACGACAAGGAGGAGGCUGAGCUAGACAUAGAGGAGGAGGACGGCCCUGAUGACGACGCCCUCCCGGACGCUUUAUCCGGUGCUGACGUGGCUGCUGACGUGGACAAGGCCGGGGAUGACCUGCUGGAUUCCAGUGCCAACGUGGCAGCAGCUCAGGCUGCGGCAGCAAAGGCUGCAGCGGAGAAGGAGUCCCGGGGGAGGAGGGAGAACCAGCAGCAGGGGGAGAGGCAGAGGGAGGUGCCUGCUGGUGCAGGGUUGACUGCUGAGGCGCCUGGGAGGGACCCGCUUGAGCAUGGCACGGAGAAGAGGCUCUAUAUUGUCAUGAUCAGCAUCCAUGGGUUGGUGCGUGGAGAGAACAUGGAGCUGGGCCGAGACUCGGACACGGGCGGCCAGGUGAAAUACGUGGUGGAGAUCGCGAGAGCCCUGGCGUCCAUGCCUCAAGUGUACCGUGUGGAUCUGCUCACACGCCAGAUCGUUGCUCCUGGGGUCGAUUGGUCGUACGGAGAACCCUCAGAGAUGCUGAGCUCUCUCCGCUAUGACCCGGACGGGCUGAUAGCGGGGGAGAGCGUGGGCGCGUACAUUAUCCGCCUGCCGUGCGGGCCACGAGACCAGUACCUGCGCAAGGAGGCGCUGUGGCCGUACGUGGACGAGUUUGUGGACGGGGCUCUCACGCACAUCAUGCAUAUGUCCAGGGAGCUGGCGGAUCAGAUCGGGGAUGGACAGCGCGUGUGGCCGUAUAUGAUCCACGGGCACUAUGCCGAUGCUGGGGACAUAGCAGCACUGCUCUCAGGUGCACUGAACGUGCCCAUGGUGUUAACAGGCCACUCUCUGGGCCGAAACAAGCUGGAGCAGCUGCUGAAGCAGGGCCGCAUGAGCCGCGCCGAGAUCAACACGCAGUACGCCAUCGACCGGCGCAUCGAAGCGGAGGAAUUUUCUCUCGACGCAGCAGAGCUGGUGGUGACGAGCACGCGGCAGGAGGUGGAGGAGCAGUGGGGGCUGUACGAUGGCUUUGAUGUGCGCCUGGAGAGGGUGCUGCGCGCCCGGCAGCUCCGAGGGGAGGUGGAGGAGCAGUGGGGGCUGUAUGAUGGCUUUGACGUGCGCCUGGAGAGGGUGCUGCGCGCCUGGCAGUUAAGGGGAGAGAUUGAGAAAAGGGAGGAGGAGGAGGAGGAGGAGGAGGAGGAGGAGGAGGAGGAGGAGGAGGAGGAGGAGGAGGAGGAGGAGGAGGAGGAGGAGGAGGAGGAGGAGGAGGAGGCCAGGAGAGGGGAAAAGGUCAUCCCCCCAGGAAUGGAUUUCUCCAAUGUGGUCGUCCCAGACAUCGACGGCUCUGAUUCGCCCGGGCCUGAGCCUCCCAUCUGGGCCGAGGUUCGCAAGUUCUGGUCCAACCUGCUCAAGCCCAACAUCCUGGUCCUCUCUGCUUCACUCCCUGUUCCAUGUGUGUUCCCCUCCUUUUCCCCCCCCCCAUCUAUCCCCCUCUCCCCUCCUGCCGUCCCUCCCCUUACCAGGUGCGCAAGUUCUGGUGCGCAAGUUCUGGUCCAACCUGCACAAGCCCAUCAUACUGGCCCUGGCCCGCCCCACCUGCCCCUCCUCCCUUGUUCCACCUUCCCACCCCCCUCACAUGUGUUCCUCCCCCGUUCGCUCUCCCCCUUCUCCCCCUCCCACAGUGUGCGCAAGUUCUGGUCCAACCCGCACAAGCCCAUCAUCCUCGCCCUGGCUCGUCCCGACCCCAAGAAGAAUCUCACCACGCUUGUGCGCGCCUUUGGGGAGAGCCAGGCUUUAAGGGACCUCGCCAACCUGUGCCUGGUGAUGGGCAAUCGAGACGACAUUGACGCCAUGAGUGCGGGCAACGCUGAGGUGCUGACGACAGUGCUGAAGCUGAUAGACAAGUACGACCCUGGGGUGCUGACAGCGGCGGGUGCUGAAGCUGAUAGACAACACUCGUGGACUCCCGGUGUGAUGUCUCAACCAGCUGACCUUUGUCAUCCCAAGCCUCUGCAACCCUCUUUUCCCGCCUCUCCUCUCCAGGGCGUGUUUGUGAACCCAGCGCUAGUGGAGCCAUUCGGCCUCACGCUCAUCGAGAUGGUAUUCUCUCCCUGUCGGCCUUCCCGUUUCCAUGGGGCCAUCUCUGUUCCAUUCCCCUUCUCUCUUUCAUCCUCCCACUCCCCUGCUGUCUCCCACUCGCCCUCCCCUCGCCAUUCCAACCCCUGCCUUCCCUCCCCUUCUUCUCAUCUCAUGCCUUUCUCCAUUCGCCAUAUUUCGCCCCUCUUCCAACACAUCACAGGCAGCAGCGCACGGCCUCCCCAUGGUGGCUACAAAGAACGGAGGCCCAGUGACAUCCAGAAGAUGCUGAGCAACGGGCCGGUGGUUAUAUCCGCUCCGCGUGAUGCUGAGCUACGGGCUGGUGGUGGAUCCCACGAUGCCAACGCCCUGAUGCUGAGCAACGGGCUGGUGGUGGACCCUCACGAUGCCAAUGCACUUUCAUCCGCGUUGCUACAGCUGGUGGCGGACAGGGCGCUGUGGACAGAUUGCCGCAAGUCAGCUCUGGCCAACAUUCACAAGUACUCCUGGCCGCAGGUGGGUGCAAAUGGGUGUAGGUGGGGUCUGGCCGCAGGUGGGUGGUCUGGCCGCAGGUGGUGCAUGGUCGGUUAUGUAGGCGCAUCAACAGAGUUUCCAGGCGCUGCUACAGCUGGUGGCGGAUGGGGCGCUGUGGACGAUGCCGCAAUCUGCUCUCGCCAACAUCCACAGGUUUUCGUGGCUGCAGGUGUAUCAUCACUCCCCUUCUCCCUUUCCCCCUUUCCUUCCCGCUUCUCCUCCCCUACCUCCCCCAACUCGACUCUCCGAAUUUCAUCUUUCUUCCCUUCUGCUCCACUUCACCCCUCGCCCCUUCCCCUCUCACCCCCCUCUUUUCCUACCCCUCCUCCCAAGCAGCACUGCGCCUCACUCCUGACCCGUGUGGCCCAGUCGCGUCUGCGCCACCCAGUGUGGAGGGCAGCAGCAGCACUCUUCGACCAGGUCGCUGCCUCUGCUACCGAGCAAUCCACAUCUCCUCUUCCCCUUCACCCCUUGCCCCUUAUUUCCAACAGCACUGCGCGUCACUCCUCACCCGAGUCGCCCAGUCGCGUCUGCGCCACCCAGUGUGGAGGGCAGCAGCACUCUUCGACCAGGUCGCUGCUGCCGCCUCUUCAGUCACCACUACCGGCCUCCAAUCCCUAUGACUUGUCCUCUUCCACUUCUCCAUUUCCCCCUCCCCACCACCCUCUACAGCACUGCGCCUCUCUGUUAACCCGAGUGGCCCAGUCGCGUCUGCGCCACCCAGUGUGGAGGGCAGCAGCACUCUUCGAUCAGGUCGCAGCCGCCACCUCCUCCACCCACCCCUCCACCGGCCUGCACUCCGAAUCCCUCCGGGACAUUCAAGACCUCUCCCUGCGCCUCUCCUUCGACGGCAAGUUCUGGGGCGGAGGGUCCUUCCAAGGAGGCUCUAUGGAUCUCUCUUUCAUGCUCGAUAACCUCGGGGUUAUCCGGCCCGACGGCCGGUCCGCUAGUGGUUACGCGGCUGAGCCUUCUCAUGCUGCUGCUGGUGGUUUUGGUGGUUCUGGUGGUCUUGGUGGGGGGGAGGGGCUGGGAGAAGGAGCAGCGUUGGGGAUUCACAACAGGCUGGGGAAUUACUCGUUUACUGGGGGUAUGGGGUCAGAGAGUGUUGGGCGGUACCGAGAAGGGGUGGGCGGGUCGGGGCGGCUGCAGGGGAUGCAGGAGGAAGGGGAGGACGGAGGAGCAGGAGGAGCAGGAGCAGGGGAGAAAGGGUCAGCAGCAGGAGCAGCAGCAGCAGCGGCUUUCGAGGGACUCCGGCUGAGAAGGAGGCGGCGGCUGAUCGUGGUUGCUGUGGAUGAAUAUGAUCCUGUUGGGCGGCGGGUUCGUCUGUUCUGGACUCUCUGUGCGCCGCCCUGGAGGUGGCAUACCGGCACAACACGGGAACGUUAA
Messenger RNA from Closterium sp. NIES-65, 5142 nucleotides. The record is from the annotation of a GenBank genome assembly. Lineage: Eukaryota; Viridiplantae; Streptophyta; Zygnematophyceae; Desmidiales; Closteriaceae.